Cadophora gregata is the source of this 942-nucleotide messenger RNA. RefSeq lists its product as uncharacterized. Gene Ontology annotation, molecular function: ADP transmembrane transporter activity; NAD transmembrane transporter activity; FMN transmembrane transporter activity. The transcript is spliced from 3 exons. The record is from RefSeq and is a predicted model, not a curated record. Lineage: Eukaryota; Fungi; Ascomycota; Leotiomycetes; Helotiales; Ploettnerulaceae. Gene Ontology annotation, cellular component: peroxisomal membrane. The coding region runs from base 1 to 942 and encodes 313 amino acids.
AUGUCCUCAUCAACAGCAGCUCAACAGUCUGAUAAUGUAGCCCAUGCAUUGAGCGGGGCAGGAGGAGGAAUCCUCUCCAUGGCCCUCACAUACCCCCUCAUCACCCUCUCUACCCGCGCACAAGUCGAAUCCAAGCGCGCCGACUCCGACUUCCUCAACGCCGUCAAGCGCAUCGUACAAAGGGAGGGCAUCACAGGCUUGUAUGCCGGACUAGACUCGGCGCUGUUCGGAAUCAGCGUCACAAACUUCGUCUACUACUACUGGUACGAAUGGACUCGCUCGGGAUUCGAGAAGGCUGCAGUGAAGGCCGGCAGAGCGUCGAAGCGGCUCACGACCGUGGAGUCCAUGAUCGCCGGUGCUAUUGCUGGCUCUGCGACGGUGAUGCUCACGAAUCCAAUCUGGGUCGUCAACACACGCAUGACGACUCGCAAGCAGAAUAAGGAGACGGAUGAGGGUAUUCUACCAGGAUCAGUGGCGCCAAAACAACCUACCACCAUUGGCACGUUGUUGGCACUAUUGAAGGAGGAGGGCCCACUAGCUCUCUUCGCAGGUGUUGCGCCAGCAUUGGUCCUGGUUGUCAACCCUAUCCUACAAUACACGAUCUUCGAGCAGCUGAGGAACAUCAUUGAGAAGAAGAGGAGGAUCACGCCGACGAUUGCCUUCCUGUUGGGUGCGCUGGGCAAGUUGUUUGCUACGAGCAUCACAUACCCAUAUAUUACGGUCAAGAGCCGCAUGCAUGUUGCAGGCCGUGAUGGUGGAAAGGAGAGCAUGAUGCAGGUUCUGCGGAGAAUUAUUGGUGAUGAGGGAUAUUCUGGUCUUUACAAAGGUAUCGGACCAAAGGUAUCGCAAAGUGUCCUCACAGCAGCAUUCUUGUUCGCAUUUAAAGAUGUUCUGUACGAGCAGACCAUCAAGCUACGAAGAAAGAUCCCAGCAAAGAUCUAA